AUGUCGCAGAAAGCUCAAAGAGAAAAGGAGAACGACUUUUUGAGGUCUUCACUCCGGCAGUCGAAAAAAUUGCAAGCUUUAGCUGCAACUAAAGAGAAAACAGUGUGUAUAGAUAUGCCUGAUUUGAACUCAGAUGGAAAAUCUGGUGCUAAAACUAUAAAUGGUUAUGAGAAUCAAUGUUACGAUCAAGGAGACACGACGAUUAGUGAAAAGCUGGAAAGUAAUAAUAAUCAAGCUAUACCUUUACAACAAGUCAUCGUGUCUGUGGAUCGGAUAACGGAUCAUCUUUCAAAGAUGGAAGGGCGAGAGGAGGAGUCAAAAAUUUUGCAUGAAUACUUCCAUUCAAAGCCUGUGCAAGAAGCUAUCGAAGCUGUUGCAGUUCAUCGGAAGGGGAACGAGGAGAGGAAGAAGGACGAAGCUACCCAUGUCCCAAAUGGCACCACUACUGCUGUGUCAGAUACCAAAUCCUCUGAGCCAAAUGUGCACGUGGUAUCCCUUUACAAGCGUGAGGACAGCUAUCUGAACCCUCAUGGAACUUCUUGA
Molecule: messenger RNA, 543 nt
Organism: Cylicostephanus goldi
Lineage: Eukaryota; Metazoa; Nematoda; Chromadorea; Rhabditida; Strongylidae
Source: the annotation of a GenBank genome assembly